Molecule: messenger RNA, 1729 nt
Organism: Triticum urartu
Lineage: Eukaryota; Viridiplantae; Streptophyta; Magnoliopsida; Poales; Poaceae
Product: enolase
Biological process (GO): glycolytic process
Cellular component (GO): phosphopyruvate hydratase complex
Molecular function (GO): magnesium ion binding; phosphopyruvate hydratase activity
Source: RefSeq, a predicted model, not a curated record
UAAAAAAGAAUGGGCGGCCCUGUCCUCUCCCCUCUCCUCGCCUCGCCUUCUCCGCCCUCCGCUCCAUUCGUUUCGAUCUAUUUCGGCCUCCUCUCCUCCAAGCUUCGGCCAUGGCCGCCACGAUCCAGUCCGUGAAGGCCCGCCAGAUCUUCGACAGCCGCGGCAACCCCACCGUCGAGGUUGAUGUGUGCUGCUCAGAUGGAACCUUCGCCAGGGCCGCUGUUCCCAGCGGUGCAUCAACUGGUGUUUAUGAAGCUUUGGAACUGAGGGAUGGUGGAUCUGACUACUUGGGAAAGGGUGUAUCCAAGGCUGUUGACAAUGUGAACUCGAUUAUCGCGCCAGCUUUGAUUGGCAAGGACCCUACAGCUCAAACUGAGCUCGACAACUAUAUGGUUCAGCAGCUUGAUGGAACCAAAAACGAAUGGGGUUGGUGCAAGCAGAAGCUUGGUGCUAAUGCAAUCUUGGCUGUGUCACUAGCUGUUUGCAAAGCUGGAGCCAGCGUCAAGAAGAUUCCGCUGUACCAGCACAUUGCCAACCUUGCUGGCAACAAGCAAUUGGUUUUGCCUGUUCCUGCAUUCAAUGUCAUCAAUGGUGGAUCCCAUGCUGGAAACAAGCUUGCUAUGCAGGAGUUCAUGAUCCUUCCUACUGGAGCUGCCUCAUUCAAGGAGGCAAUGAAGAUGGGCGUUGAAGUGUACCACAACUUGAAGUCUGUUAUCAAGAAGAAGUAUGGACAAGAUGCCACCAAUGUUGGAGAUGAAGGUGGUUUUGCUCCUAACAUUCAGGAGAACAAGGAGGGCCUUGAGCUCUUGAAGACUGCAAUUGAAAAGGCUGGAUACACCGGCAAGGUUGUCAUUGGAAUGGAUGUUGCUGCUUCAGAGUUCUACAAUGACAAGGACAAAACCUAUGACCUCAACUUCAAGGAAGAGAACAACGAUGGUUCCCAGAAGAUAUCUGGAGAUAGCCUGAAGAAUGUAUACAAGUCAUUCGUGAGCGAGUACCCCAUUGUGUCGAUUGAGGACCCAUUUGACCAGGAUGACUGGGUGCACUAUGCUAAGAUGACUGAAGAAUGUGGAGUGGAAGUUCAGAUUGUUGGUGAUGACCUUCUAGUCACCAACCCAACCAGAGUUGCAAAGGCAAUCAAGGAGAAGUCAUGCAAUGCUCUUCUGCUGAAGGUUAACCAAAUUGGAUCCGUCACUGAGAGUAUCGAGGCCGUGAAGAUGUCAAAACAUGCUGGUUGGGGUGUGAUGACCAGUCACAGGAGUGGUGAGACUGAGGACACAUUCAUUGCUGAUUUGGCUGUCGGUUUGUCCACGGGUCAGAUCAAGACUGGGGCUCCCUGCCGCUCAGAGCGGCUUGCCAAGUACAACCAGCUUCUGAGGAUCGAGGAGGAGCUGGGCGCUGCCGCUGUGUAUGCCGGCCUCAAGUUCCGCGCACCGGUGGAGCCAUACUAGAUGGGAUCUGCAUCUGAGACACCACCACUCUGCACUUGUUUUUGUGAAAGUGGGCGUGUCUUAACUCGCGGAAUGAACUAUGGUUGAAGCUCUUAGGACUUGUCGAGCAAUAAUGUACCGCAUGUUGCUGUGAACGGGACGGAUAUGUACCAAACUUGCUCCAAUUUUGGUCUUUGUGGUGAGCGAGCAAGUACGCCUGAUUACCUUUUGGAUCUGUAGUAAACUGUUUGGCUGUUGGCAUCGUAUUUGGCGUCACUUUAAUCUUGUUGCAGAAAGCA